Coffea arabica (coffee) is the source of this 1419-nucleotide messenger RNA. RefSeq lists its product as uncharacterized. Lineage: Eukaryota; Viridiplantae; Streptophyta; Magnoliopsida; Gentianales; Rubiaceae. The record is from RefSeq and is a predicted model, not a curated record. Gene Ontology annotation, molecular function: nucleic acid binding; RNA-DNA hybrid ribonuclease activity.
AUGCCCUUUGGUCUCAAGAAUGCUGGAACCACAUAUCAAAGAGUAAUGCAAAGCAUCUUUGAUGACAUGCUUAAUAAAAAUAUCAAAUGUUAUGUGGAUGAUUUAGUUGUUAAAUCAAAGAAAAUGAGUAACUACUUGGAGGACUUGAGACAAGCCAAAAUUAAUGCUAUAUUGAGGAUGCCUGAGCCUCAUGACAUUCAUGAAUUGAAAAGUCUUCAAGGGCGAUUAGCUUAUCUGCUGAGAUUUAUCUCAAAUUUAGCAGGAAUGUGUCAACCAUUUAGUCGCUUGAUGAAGAAAGAUGUGCCAUUUCAAUGGGAUGAGACUUGUAGUAAUGCGUUCAAUAGCAUUAAGUCUUAUCUUAUGAAAGCACCUGUUUUGGCUACACCUAUUCAUGGAAAGCCAUUACUUCUUUAUAUUGCUGCUCAGGAACGCUCAGUGGGGGCAUUGCUUGCACAAGAAAAUAAUGAAGGAAAAGAAGUUGCCCUUUAUUAUUUAAGCAGAAUGAUGACCCCUAACGAACUAAACUACUCGCCAAUUGAAAAGUUGUGUUUAGCUCUUAUUUUUGCAAUACAGAAGUUAAAACACUACUUUCAAGCACAUAGUCUGCAACAGUUUGAGAUUAUUUAUGUGCCUCAAAAAGCGGUGAAAGGACAAGUUCUGGCGGAUUUUCUUGCUGAUCACCCGAUACCUGUUGAAUGGGAGUUAAGUGAUGACCUACCAGAUGAGGAUGUACUCCUUAUUGAGAUCCGCCCACCAUGGAAAAUGUAUUUUGAUGGUGCUGCUCAUCGUCAUGGGGCUGGAGCAGGGAUUGUAUUCAUGACUCUUGAUGGAGGGAUAUUAUUAUACUUUUUUACCCUAAAUCAACAUUGUUCAAAUAAUGUUACUGAGUACCAAGCUCUCAUACUCGGACUUGAAAUAGCUGUUGACAUGGAGCCGUUGGAACUUCAAAUCUAUGGUGGCUCUCAAUUGGUGGUUAACCAAUUCUUGGGAAGUUAUAAAGUCAAAAAGUCCGAAUUAAUUUCGUAUCACAAAUAUGCAAUGCGACUUGUGAAGCGGCUUGGAGGUGCAAGUAUUAGGCAUGUUCCUAGAAGGAAAAAUGAGCAAGUUGAUGCAUUAGUUGUGCUAGCCUCUUCACUUGCCAUGCCGGAUCAUGAGAUACAAGUUCGUGUAUGUCAAAAGUGGGUAAUUCCAUCACUAAUUGAUGAUGAAGAUAUUGAAGGAGGCGACGCUCAUGUGGCCUCAACCUAUGAAAUUGAUAAAGAAGAUUGGAGACAACCCCUCGUUGAUUAUCUUAAGUAUCAAAAAUUACCUGAGGAGCAACGUAGGAGAACUGACAUCCGUCGUCGUGCCUCUCGUUUAUCCUGUACAAGGACACGCUGUACCGAAGAUCAUUUGAAGGUGUACUGUUGCGCUGUCUGA